AUGUCGAUAUUUAGAGCACGGGAUUUCCUCUCAAAGUUAGGUGAUCUUAGUCGAACUCUGUUUUUUGCCAAAAUUGAGAAUGUGGAGGGCUUGAACCAUUUUGAUGAGAUCCUGGAAGAAGCAGAUGGUAUAACUCUGUCAAGGGGAAACCUUGGAAUUGAUCUUCCACCUGAAAAGGUGUUCUUAUUUCAGAAGUCUGCUCUGCACAAGUGCAACAUGGCCGGAAAGCCUGCUGUUGUUACUCGUGUUGUGGACAGUAUGACGGAUAACCUAAGGCCUACUCGUGCGGAGCUACUGAUGGGCAGACGCCGUGCUGGACGGAUAUGCUUCCCGCUAAAGCACCAGCAGCAGCUAAGAAGAUUGAAGAAUCCAAUAAGCCAUCUACUGAAGUGAAGAAUUCUGCGGUUGCUACUGCACAAAAGAAAAACCAGGAAUUGGACGGCUUUGAUAGUGAUUCUGAUGAUUCAUCAGAUGAGGAUAUGGCCACUAAAAGACCAGUAGCCAAGAAAGUGGUAGAAUCCAGUGAAAGUUCUGAUUCUGACUCUGAGGAGG
Messenger RNA from Triticum dicoccoides, 552 nucleotides. Its product is annotated as pyruvate kinase 1, cytosolic-like. NCBI's taxonomy places the organism in Eukaryota, Viridiplantae, Streptophyta, Magnoliopsida, Poales, Poaceae. The record is from RefSeq and is a predicted model, not a curated record. Gene Ontology annotation, biological process: glycolytic process. The transcript is spliced from 7 exons. Gene Ontology annotation, molecular function: pyruvate kinase activity; magnesium ion binding; potassium ion binding. The coding region runs from base 1 to 393 and encodes 130 amino acids.